Molecule: messenger RNA, 2279 nt
Organism: Lagopus muta (rock ptarmigan)
Lineage: Eukaryota; Metazoa; Chordata; Aves; Galliformes; Phasianidae
Gene: ENO4
Product: enolase 4
Exons: 15
Coding region: 80-1948 (622 amino acids)
Biological process (GO): glycolytic process
Cellular component (GO): phosphopyruvate hydratase complex
Molecular function (GO): phosphopyruvate hydratase activity; magnesium ion binding
Source: RefSeq, a predicted model, not a curated record
CGCCCCUCAGGGCUUUCCCGCCUCGGGGUAACGGCCGCGAGGGCGGCCCCGCCAGUCUCGCGAGAGCAGCGGCCCCGCGAUGGAGGCUGAUAGAGACGAGCGGCUGCGGCGGGAGGCGGCGGAGUACUACCGAGGCCACCGAGUGCCGCAGCGAAUGGAGGAGGCGCUCAACACCCUCUUCCCGCUGCGCCCCGCGGACCUCUACGGGGAUUUGGCUAACUACUUCUCUAAAUUUUCAAAAGCUCCAGUCGUAUGCAAACUAGCUGGAAGAAAAGUUCUUGAUGGAGUUGGUCAACCAACAUUAGAAGUGGAAAUAUAUUGCACAGUGAAAAACCGUGAGAAGAGGAUUUGUUCUGCUAUAAUUUCUUCUCAUUAUCAAAUACCUGAGAAUGCUUUAUCUGAAACAACCGAAGCUGAUGAGAAAGAGAGAAAUGAUUCUGUUACCACUGCUGUGGAAUGGGUGAAUGAAUCUCUAAGCACAAUGAUAAGAGACUGGAAGCCUACUGACCAAUGUGAAAUUGAUAAGAUGCUUGGUGAAUACUUUUCAAAAAAGGAAGAAGAAAAAAAAGGAAUUGAAGAGGAGGAAGAAGAUGACGACACUGUUUCCGUAACUUCUUGUGCUCCAUCAGCAGUGGCACAAUCUGGGCAAAAAAAGGAAGCAAAAACAGGGAAGAAGUCAAGUAUACAGACAACAAUCCCACCUGCAGAACCCAGUGAAUCAGUGCUGUGUGGCAGCUUAGCCAUUGGGGGAACAUCGCUUGCUGUAGCUAAGGCUGGUGCCUCCAUUAAUGGCAUCCCAUUGUACUUACACACUGCACUGCUGAAACGCAGUCAGGAUUCACCUAAAGAAAUGACUUUGCCACUUCCAAUGGUUACUCUGUUGAGCUGUGAAAAAUUUUCACCUUCAAAACUCAAAUUAGUGAAAGAAGUUAUGCUCAUACCACCAGUUCAGUUAUCGCUCAAACAGGGCAUAGAAAGAGCUCUGGACAUUCAAAAAGAGAUGAUGAGACUGCUGGAGCCUGCAGGGAAAGCGCCCAGUCCUCACCUAGCAGACAGUAAGAAAGGCAGAGCACGUCAUAAAGAGAAGCAAGCUCCGCCACCAGCCUUAAAAAGAGUAUCACAUUUAGGCUGCCUAAUAACAGGAUGUGAUAAUCUAGAGCAACCUCUCCUCCUAAUGCAGACAGCUUGCAACAAUAUAGGUCUGGAGCUGGGAAAAGAUUUGUAUUUAGCAAUUAAUUGUGCUGCUCAUGAAUUAAUGGACUACGUGAAAGGAAAAUAUGAAAUACUUACUGGAACAUUCAGAAGCCCUGAUGAAAUGGUCGACACGUACGUGGAACUGGUUAAUAAAUUUCCUUCUAUUAUUGCCUUAGUAGAUCCCUUAAGGAAAGAGGACAGACAGCAAUGGAAUAACUUGUGUCGUGCUCUUGGUUCCAAAUGUUACCUGAUUGCUGAAGAUGCUGCCACAAAUACUUCCAAGCUUAAAACAGACCAGAACAUAAACAUACCGAUGUGCAGUGGUGUUGUCCUAAAAUAUGUUAAUCAAACCAAGGUAUCAGACCUCGUCGAACUGACUGCACGUCUGGAUGGUCAAAGACGUGUUACCAUAUUAGGAAGCCCAGAUGGAGAAUCUUCUGAUGAUAGCCUUGUGGAUCUGGCUGUUGGACUGGGUGCCAGGUUUGUCAAGCUGGGAGGUCUUUCCCGCGGAGAAAGGGUGACCAAAUACAACCGCCUUCUUGCUAUAGAGGAAGAACUGGCCAAGAAUAGAACACUACGGUAUGAUGCAAAUUUUGAAUUUGCUGAUUUUGAUGAAGAAUCACAGCCAGAAAAACAACAGCCUGAAGUCCUUCCUCCCCCACAGCAGGAUUCAGUGCCUUCACAGCUCUCUGUGCCAGCCCUGCAGGGUCACAAGGUGCCUGCUCAGCUCCUGGAGAGCAGCACACUGACCUAAGUUGCCCAAAAUAACUGUCAGGAGACCCUUGCUUUCAGCUGAAACCAAGUUAACUGAACACUGACUGCAGUUUGGAAACACCGCAGAAUUCUAUGCUGUAUUUACAAAUGGACAAAACAAGUACCUCUGUGUUAACUUCAAAACUAAAUGUUUGUUUUGAGACAUCUCUCCACACAAAGAGCAAACUAUUGACAAACAGUAAAAAAAAAAAGGAACAUUUUACAAAAAACAAAGGCCUUGACUGUUAUGCUGCUCCAUCCCCCCCACACAACCCUCAAUGCUGCUCUUAGAUCUGGCCUACAAGGGAAAUGUUGCUCCAGUUCUAGCCAGC